Messenger RNA from Ramularia collo-cygni, 5838 nucleotides. Its product is annotated as related to NF-X1 finger and helicase domain protein. Gene Ontology annotation, biological process: regulatory ncRNA-mediated heterochromatin formation. The transcript has a single exon. NCBI's taxonomy places the organism in Eukaryota, Fungi, Ascomycota, Dothideomycetes, Mycosphaerellales, Mycosphaerellaceae. The record is from RefSeq and is a predicted model, not a curated record. Bases 1 to 5838 code for a protein of 1945 amino acids. Gene Ontology annotation, cellular component: nuclear RNA-directed RNA polymerase complex. Gene Ontology annotation, molecular function: metal ion binding; helicase activity.
AUGGGCAAGUGUACCAAGGGUACCUCCUGUAACUACGCUCACGUCCCCGACCCGAAUUUCRUACGCAAGGUUUGUCAGUACUUCUUGAAGGGAGCAUGCAGAAGAGGUGCAGAUUGUACCUUUUCACACGAGAAGGGUGCCGUGGAUACGAAUGGCACCACAGCCACCAAGAGCAAAGGCGCCACGGCGAGUUCAGAAGCUGCUAUGAAAGAUUUUCGAUGGAAAGUUCCCAAGGAGACUACCAAGACAAAUCCAUUACCACCACAAGCUUUGAGCAUGUUCUUCAAGCAAGCACUGGAGCUCGUCAACAGCGACACUGGACCUAUGCAAGAAGUGGUCACUCUUCUUGCUAGUGAUUGUGGACUGCUACGGAUUGAUCAACUGCUCAGCCAGCCUUUCGACACCUUCAGUCCAGCCCAGCUCGGCAGAGUUAUCGACAACUUGCUCAAGCCUUUCUUCCAGAUGCUUUUGCACCCCAACGUGGUGUCUUCUGUCUUGCUGCGGUCAAAGGUCGUGACGAUCUACAACAUCAUGUACUCUGGUGAUGGUAGCGACCAGCGCUCAGUCCACUUGCUCGCCAGUCUUGCCGCUUACUUCUCAAACGCUGGUUUCCUUGAUGCUCCUCCAGUCGAUGGAGCAAUCGAUGCAGAUACACUGGCUGUCUUCGAGAUCACCACUCGAAUCUUUUCAAACGUGGUCGAAUACAACACUCUUGCGCACGUAAACCCAGGGUUCCUGCCUAUCGCGGAGACUUUUACUGCACUUCUGAGUAAUCUCCCUGCAAGCACCACCUUCUACAUGAGCAAAGCCAACAAGGCAUUUGAGAGGCUUCAGCAGCGCCUUGGAAUCGGCGAAGCAAUUCCUGAUGCCCAGCAGCAGCAAAACUUACCUGGCGCACGUGCAACGUUCCAAUUCACGCCGGAUCGGCCAGGCCAACUCUCAGAAGAUGGUCCCAGACAUGACAAUGACCACGCCAACAUUUGCGAAAUCUCCAUCCUGCCAACUCUGCAAGAGAUUCAGAGCACUCGCAACGAGUACCUUCCAGUCGCAGAUCCUGCACUUUGGCAUCUAGGUGGUGUUGCUGGCUUGAUUGAUCGUCACUUCCGCUUGUUGCGGGAAGACACCGUGGGCCAACUGAGAGACGCCGCAAAGAUUGAGCUCGAAAAGCUUCAGAAUCCCCAGUUUCACAUCACUCCUAAGCGUCAAGCAGCUCGAACCUUCGUCUACGGCCAUGUCCAAAUCGCUGCUUUUAGCUUCGAUGAACAUCACGGCGCUCAGAUCGCGCUGCGCUUCUCUCGACCUGCAGCUAACAAUCAGAAGUCGAGUGAUGAGAGCCGAGAGUGGUGGGAACAGUCGCGGAGGCUCGGCCCAGGCACCCUGAUCUGUCUCCUCAGCUCAGAAGGCUUUGCUUCGUUCCUGGUCGUGUUGCAAGGACAGAAGCCUACAGAACUUCAGAAGGCCUUCGACCUGACGUCUGACCCAGAGAGCGCAUACGUCGUCGUGAAGCCACUCAACGACAGCGACCUUCACAAUAUCCUGUCACUGGCAAUCGACGACUCCACUUAUGCGCAUCUCUCGAUUGUGGAGUUUCCGGGCGUGCUUCUCGCUUCUUUCGAGCCCACUUUGCGAGCUAUGCAGCAGAUCAGCCAGUCUCUCGACAUGCCUUUUUCACACAUCUUGGCUCCCACCACUUUUCCCGAACACCCCGACGAAGAGAUUGCCGUCCAGCCUCCGUUAUUUGCCACGAAACCAGGCUUCAAGUAUGACCUGUCGAAGGUCACCACCAACAACCAGUCCUUCUCCUUCACGCCUGGCGAGGUCAUCGCAGACUCUGCCACCGAGCUUGCGCAGAUUGCGCCUCUUGAUCCAGGCCAAGCUUAUGCAGUCAUUGCCUCCCUCUCGCGAUCCUUUGCUGCAAUUCAAGGCCCACCCGGCACAGGCAAGAGUUAUACUGGGAUCCAACUGAUCAGAGUCCUGCUGGCCAACAAGAAGGCCUCUUCGAUGGGACCCAUUGUGGUCUGCACGCAUACUAACCAUGCGCUGGAUGCAAUUCUCGAACGCUCGGUCGAUGAUGGUGUGACGGACAUGGUCCGAAUUGGAAGCCGCUCGAAAUCUGAGAGGCUUGAGGAUAUCAAUCUGCGCGCUCUGGGAUACCAAAUCGACCUCACCAAAACCGAAAAGUCUCGACGUUGGGAGCUGAAGCAGACCAUCAAAGAAGAGGCUACAGAGAUCAACAAUCUGCUCGAAUCAUUCAAGGCCGUCAAAACCCAUGCAGCUGUGAAGCAUUAUCUUCUCGGCACCUAUCCUGACUACCACAGACUCAUUUUUGGGGACAUCACCGACGAAAAUGGAUAUGAGCUCGUGACACGCCGCCGAGAGUCCAAAAUUGACACAUGGUUCAGAACUGGUUGUCAAAGCCGUGGGCGGCAACGAUCCGUCAUUGACCUUCAGGAUGUCCCUCUUAACCAGAUGACCAAUCUAGAGCGCCGAGCCAUGUUCAACUCUUGGACGGCCGAAAUGCAGGCCGAGCUCCACGAGAAGCUUCGUCAAGCUUCAUCCUCGUACGAUGCGGCCAAGAAAGAACUGGACGGGAUUCGAACAGAAACAAACCUUCGCGUGCUCCACAAAGCAAGCAUCAUUGGUCUCACAACGAGCGGUCUCGCUCGUAACAUCGAGCUCCUCCGCGAUGCAGGUGCCAAAGUUUUGAUCUGCGAGGAGGCCGGUGAGGUGCUCGAAGCCCACAUGCUGACGGCUCUUCUUCCCUCUAUUGAACAAUGCAUUCUUAUCGGCGACCACCAGCAACUUCGCCCUCAAAUACAGAACUAUGAUCUGUCAACGGAAAGCCCAAGUGGAAGCCAGUAUGCACUUGAUCUCUCCCUGUUUGAGAGGCUCGUCCAGCCACAGGACAUUUCUACUCAACGACUGCCACUCUCCACAUUGAACGUCCAGAGACGUAUGUAUCCGUCGAUUUCGGAGCUUAUCCGCCAGACACAAUAUCCUCUCUUGCAGGAUGAUCCAUCAGUCUCGCUAUAUCCCAAAGUCGUCGGGAUGCGCCAGCGUUUGUUCUGGAUGGAUCACGACGAGCCCGAAGAUGACAACUCUGGCGACACUUCGAAGACAAAUGCAUACGAAGUUGAUUUGGUGUUGGCUCUUGUGAAGCAUCUGGUUUCGCAAGGCACUUACAAGCCUGCCGACAUCGCCGUCAUCACACCGUAUCUGGGCCAAUUGAGAAAGCUUCGACAGAACCUUGGCAACACGCAUGCAAUCUUGCUGACCGAGAGAGAUGUUGAUCAGCUGCGGAAAGAAGGCGGCGAUGACGAAGGCAUCGUGGUACCAGAGCAUUUGGCAACAGACUCGAAUACGUCGAAAGGCUCUCUCAGCAAAGCCAUCAGACUCGCAACCGUCGACAAUUUCCAGGGAGAGGAGGCCAAGAUCGUCAUCAUCUCUCUUGUACGCAGUAACAAGACGAACAAGGCUGGCUUUCUCAGGACUCCAAACAGAAUCAACGUCCUUCUUUCUCGAGCUCAGCAUGGCAUGUACAUUAUCGGCAAUGCCGACACAAUGGAGAGCAUCCCCAUGUGGCAAGAAGUCAUCGACAUGCUCAAAGAAGACGACAAUCUUGGUGAGAUGUUGGAAUUGUGUUGCCCCAGACAUCCCGAUACCGCAAUACUUGUCGAGCAGCCUGGCGACUUUGCACGUCUAUCUCCAGAGGCUGGCUGUGAUCUACUUUGCGAGAAGCAGCUUUCGUGUGGGCAUGCGUGCAUUGCCAAGUGUCACUCCGACAUGCUUCAUGGAGCGGUGCAUUGUCUGAAGCCAUGCACGAGGAUCAAAGAUGGCUGCGAGCACCUUUGCCUGAAAGUUUGCGGUGAUACCUGCGACAGACGUUGCAAUGCUCCCGUUAUGGGUGUUGAGGUUCUGCUUGGCUGUGGUCAUACGAAGACUGCCAUGCCAUGCUACCAGUACCAGAAGCCUUCCACCAUACCUUGCGAAGAGCCCGUCAGGCGAUUGAUUCCUGGUUGUAACCACGAGAUUACCACGGAGUGCCGCAUCAACGUCGACAGUCCCGGAUAUGGCUGCUUUGCUGAGUGUGGUGCAGUAUUGCCUUGCGGCCAUAUCUGUCAAAAGGCCUGCUACCGUUGUAACACCCGUGAAUAUGGCAGACUCACAAAGACCGAUCAUGGAACAUGCGAGCAAACGUGCGAUCGUGGAUACAGCACGUGCAAGCACCGAUGCGCUUCUACUUGCCACGGAGACRAACAUUGUCCACUCUGCCUGAAGAAUUGCGACACCCGCUGCUCCCACGCACUGUGCGGUCAGAAAUGCUCGGAGGCUUGCAGUCCCUGCCUUGAAGAGCAAUGCGUUUCUGGAACCCUCUGCUUUCACAACAAGCCUUGCCCAAUGCCUUGUGCUGCCCCUUGCACUUGGGUGCCUUGUUCUGAGCGGUGCGACAAGACUCUUUCUUGUGGCUGCAGAUGCCCUUCGGUUUGCGGAGAGGAGUGCCCGGAUGAGAGGUUCUGUCAGAAGCAUGGCAGCGACGACGUCAAAGCUAUGCAAGCUGAUCUCAUCAUGUUCACUCCGUAUGAAGAUGUCGACMUCGAUACUGAUCCGUGCAUCUUCACUCCUUGCGGUCACAUCUUUACCAUCGACUCUCUUGAUGGUACUAUGGGCAUGCACGAGUACUACGAGACCGACCCGCUCACUGGAAGAUACACCGGACUCAAGACGUCUGCCGAGCCCUUCUCCAUCGAGGAAUCCAAGCCUUGCCCAGAGUGCCGCAGUUCGCUACGCAGCCUCGCUCGCUAUGGACGCAUCGUUCGACGAGCUCUUCUUGAUCAAAGUGCCAAGAGACUAACUGCUUGGUCGAACAAGAGGCAUCAAGAGCUGGCAACGUCUCUGGCGGAUCUUGAAGGCGAGCUCAUGGAUUCCAUCGACUUCCCACGCAAGCCAACGCAGAAUAUCGUGCUAGACGGCCCAUCUACCUCGCAACGCAAAACCGUGUUGAAUUUGAAGACCUCGAAGCGCUAUCGUAGGAUCUACCAGCUCAUAAACGACAUUUCCGCCUUCCGCAACAAAGUCAGCAAGGCGGAGCAGCCCUAUCAACGAGUACACGACCUGGUUGAGGUCGUCCGACGUCAGAACACUACCUCGUCCUCGAUUGCGAAGUUUGAGUUUAGUAGUGAGGAGCUGCAGCUACGCGAGCACUUGCAGGCUGGAAAUCUUCUCAUUCGUAGCGUCAUGAUCAUGCUGGGCGAUGUGAUCAAAGUCCACGGCGAGACUCCACAUGACACGCGAGGCAUUCUGAGAGUGGACUUUACGACAAACCGUGAGAUGUGCGAGCAACUGAUCGAUGAGGCUGGAACCAGCAAGAAUCUUCGUCAGCAGGCGGAGGCGCAGAUCCACUGGGCCAAAUUUGCGGCGCUGGAGUGCGGUGUCUUGAGCAAUGUCUCUGAAGACGAGGAUCCUGGAGUGCUGCAUCGUACUGAUAUGUUGAAGAAGAAGGCACUCAAGCUCCUGGGCUCCAUUGAUCUGGAAGCGGCUCCGUUGAAAGAUCUCGCGGAGGAAGCAAAGGACGUUCGGAGAAUGCUCAAGGAGGGAGGCAUGUCCGUUUCUGAGAUGAGAAUGGUUGUGCGAGCUAUGGCGAAGGAGUUCGCUGGCACGGGACAUUGGUAUCGGUGUGAGAACGGACAUCCGUUCACGAUUGGAGAGUGCGGAAUGCCAAUGGAGCAGGCGAAGUGUCCCGAAUGUGGAGCUGGAGUGGGAGGACAGCAGCAUGUUUCUGUUGGAGGUGUUACCCAUGCUCGGGAUAUUGAGGAGAGGUUUGGAGGUUUGGAGCUGUGA